Molecule: messenger RNA, 1692 nt
Organism: Camponotus floridanus (Florida carpenter ant)
Lineage: Eukaryota; Metazoa; Arthropoda; Insecta; Hymenoptera; Formicidae
Gene: PIG-Q
Product: phosphatidylinositol N-acetylglucosaminyltransferase subunit Q
Exons: 5
Coding region: 95-1666 (523 amino acids)
Biological process (GO): GPI anchor biosynthetic process
Cellular component (GO): membrane; endoplasmic reticulum
Source: RefSeq, a predicted model, not a curated record
UACUUUUUUAUUUAAUUAGAAAUAUUUGUUUGUACAAUACAAUGUGUUAAGAUAUUCAGGUAAUUAUCUGUAGAAGAGAGUACCCGAAUAUAAAAUGAUAAACAAUUUGUUAAUUUUUAUCCCACAAGAAUUGUGUAUCAAACAAUCUGGAUAUAUGUUUGGUAAAGUGAUACAUGAUAAACACAGUGAUUUGAAAAAAUUUUAUAUUAUUAAUUUAUCUAAGAUAGGCUUUUCAGAAUUAACUAAAUGUAUGUUAGACACUAUCGGGUAUUGCUCUAAUAUGAACGAUGAAAUCAAAGAAUUUUUAGACUAUAAGCAUUCAGACUGGAUACAAAUUACAACAAAGUGUUCUGAGAAUAGACAGGAUGAAUAUCAUUUGGCAAAUAUUGUUCUCGAUAAUAAAAGAAUAGAUUUAUCGACGAUACGUGCAACAAUUAUUUUGUAUAAUCACAGAGCAUUACAGGAAACAGAAUUGUUUGAGAGCAGAGCUGUAUCAGGCGAUCAUUUUUAUGAACUAAUGAAGCUAAUACAAAACAUGAAAGAUGAACUGAAGAGCAAAUCUAAAUUUGUUUGCAUCUGGGAAACUCUGUUGACUUAUCCCAUAUUCUUUCUUUUAUAUCCUGUUUUAUGGCUGUCCACGAUAACAAAAAAAUUAUUGCCAGUUUUAAAGUACUCUUCUCUUGGCUUGCAUGUCUAUAACUGGUUGGAAAAUAUUAAGUGGAUGCUAAUCACAAUUUUACACGACAAAAAUUUUAAGCUUAAAACCGCAAAUUAUGCAUCGGCAAUUGUGGUAGAUAUAGCACUAGGAAUCUUUGUGUUACGAUUAUUGCAAUAUUAUAUUGAAGAUCAACCAUCACAGUUGCUUCUAGACAAUGCAGAGAAAGUUGUGGAGACUUUAAAGGAUCUAAUUAAUUGGUUGAUGGGUGUACCAGCUGGCUUGAAACUUAAUCAUGCUCUAAAUAAUAGUAUGGGAAAGUUUUUCUUGUAUCACAUACAGCUCUGGUGGACCUUUCUGACAUUUUUAAAGCCAUUUCUAGAUUUUGCAUUCAAAAUAUUGCUAUUAUUUGGAAGAUUGGGUGUCACAUUUCAAAUAUCUAUUAUUGCAGACCUUCUAGCUCUCGCUAGUUUUCAUACAUACUGUAUCUAUGUUUAUGCAGCAAGCCAAGUUUAUUACAGGCUUUUCAAUAUGCAGUUAAAAGGAAUUACAGCUCUCUUUAGACUUCUUCUUGGGAAAAAGAAAAAUCCUUUACGUGAAAGGGUAGAUUCUUGUCAAUAUCAAACAGAUCAAUUGUUUGUUGGGACACUGUCAUUUACCAUUCUUUUAUUCUUAAUGCCAACAACAUGGAUAUAUUAUACUGUAUUUACACUACUCAGGCUAAUAUCGAUCGGGUUUGGUGGUUUUUUGACUAGAUUGAAAUUUUAUCUACAAAUUAUGCCUGUUUAUACUUUCUGGAAGUGGUUGUUGCAAUCUUAUAGUACCUGUAGCACUGUUGAUAUCAGAUUGCAUUCUCACUGCACAGAGGGAUUUACAAUAUUAUCAAUGACUAUGGUUGUUGCACCUUGGAGAUGUACAUGGAGGAAAUGUAUCGCAGAUACAAUUAUUCGCCAUCCAUCCAUUGAAUGGUGCACAAUAUUAAAUAAUAUUAUAUGGGGUCAGUUGUUAUAGAAUUAUGUUAUAUGAAAAAUAAAUUA